AUGAGUACGGUGGGAUCAUUACCACAGACGUCUACAACACAGUCGCUGUCACCGGUGCCCGAGACGUCACAGGCAGGGUCAACGGCAAGUCUGACAAGGUCGGUAAGGGAUCUUGGAUCUGACUACACCCGAUACUACAACCCAUUUGCUCGGUGCAAUAACUCGCAGCAAGAGCUAUCGUCACCUUUACUGCAAUACAACUCAUCCUGGCUGCUGCAUCCUAACGAUGUCAUCGGAUCCAAAGACCUGGCGAAGCGUUUCUCAAAUCCGUUCAUGGACUCCAAGAGGAUUUCGAAUCCCUUCGACUCCGCCGCUAAUACCGCGCCGGGUACGCCAGGACCAGAACGGACAGAGCUGAUUCAACCAGGGCCUACAGUCGCUACAGCUGCCGUGACUCCGAGAGGUGGAACGCCGAGCUUCAUCAAUAACGCUGACCCAGAAAAGGUUCACUUCUAUGCAGAUGAUCGGUUUGGCGCGCCUUGGACAUUUCUGCUCUACAGCGAUGAAAAGGAAGACGAUGACGAUAUGCACAUGCCGCGUUGGGAUGAUGACCGGAGAUUCAAGCCGAGGCUGGUAGAGAGAUUUUCAAGAGAAAACAUUGUCAACACGAUUGGUAUGAUCUUUCUGUUGACAGGGUUGCUCUGUAUUUUUGUCGUCCUACCUGUGGUGUCAUACACCACCAACGGCAUCCUCUUUUACAGUUACGAGACUCCCCUGGAUCAGAUGCCGGGCUACGAAAAAGGCGAGCCGUGGGCGCAUGUCAACGAUCGAUCGUACCCUCUCCUCAAGAACAUCCGAACAGGACUCAUCGACCCAGACACUCCGGCAUCUGCGCAAACGCGGCAAGGCGUCAAUGGCGACGAUUAUGUUCUGGUAUUCAGUGACGAGUUCAAUGAGAAGAAUCGGACAUUCUAUCCUGGUGACGAUCCGUACUGGUUCGCGCCGGACUUCUGGUACGGUGCGACCCAAGACUUGGAGUGGUAUGAUCCUGACGCUGUGAAUACUGGUGUGUACUGUACGACCCAAUUGACCCCACUGGUUGCGCUAAUAACAUCACAGGCGAUGGCACUCUCCAGCUUCAGCUCGACGCUUUCGCUAAUCACGGUCUCGCGUUCCGAUCCGGCAUGCUGAACUCAUGGAACCAGCUCUGCUUUAAGGGCGGCAUUUUUGAAGUAUCUGUCAGCCUGCCUGGGCCUGCAGGUAUCCACGGCCUCUGGCCAGGAGUCUGGACAAUGGGAAAUCUUGGUCGACCUGGCUAUCUGGCCACCACAGAUGGCCUCUGGCCGUACACUUACGAUGACUGCGAUGCUGGCAUCACCCCUAACCAAUCCAUGACCGACGGCACGAGCUGGCUCCCCGGACAACGCCUGCCGAAUUGCGUGUGUCGUGGCGAGGACCAUCCAACCCCUGGCACAGGCCGCGGCGCACCGGAAAUCGAUAUCAUCGAAGUCAGUGCAGACUGGGGCGGUAAGGGCUAUAGUGUGGCCACGCAGUCUUUCCAGGUCGCGCCCUUCGACGUCUGGUAUUAUCCCAACUACGACUUCAUGGAGAACCCCAACUACAACUUCAGCCUCGUGAACAGCUGGACUGGCGGUCCUUAUCAACAAGCUGUUUCUACGACCACAAUGUUGAACAAUGAGUGGUACGACGGCAAGCAAUACCAGAAAUACGCCUUUGAGUAUGUCCCUGGAGGCGAUAAGAACGCCUUCGUUGCUUGGAUCGUCGGCGAAGACGAGAUGAUGAAGUUCGAUGGCCGCGCUUUGGGACCGAAUGGCAAUGUGAAGCAGCGACAAGUGUCGGAAGAGCCCAUGUCAUUGAUUCUCAACCUCGGUUUCUCGCAUUCCUGGGUCAACAUCGACAUGGCGAAUCUGAGGUUCCCGACUGUCAUGCGGGUGGACUACGUGCGGUGGUACCAAAAGCCUGGCGAAGAGAUGGUCACCUGCGAUCCACCGGGAUACGAGACAACAGAAUACAUCGCCAAGCAUCCCGAGCCAUACAACAACAACAACCUGACGCAUUGGGCGGAUGCAGGCUACACGUUCCCAAGGAACACAUUCAUGCAUGGAUGCUCGGGGGAAGAGGCCUCAUGA
Lecanosticta acicola is the source of this 2090-nucleotide messenger RNA. NCBI's taxonomy places the organism in Eukaryota, Fungi, Ascomycota, Dothideomycetes, Mycosphaerellales, Mycosphaerellaceae. The record is from the annotation of a GenBank genome assembly.